GUUGUCGCUGUUUAGUGUUGUCAUUUCCAAACAUGUUCAUCAUGUUCGAAGCAAAUAAUUUUAUAUUUUAUCCCAGUAAUUGACGUGUGUCACGAUGAGUAACUUUUGUAGAGAGGUCAUCACUCUUCAGCUGGGACAUUAUUCAAACUUUGUCGGGACUCACUGGUGGAAUUUACAGGAUGCCUCUUUAUCAUACGAUCCAGAGACGCCGCCAGGUGAGAUCCAGAGCGAUGUCAUUUUUCGUGAAGGACAGACCCUGGGCGGACACAUCACCCACACACCUCGCCUCAUUGCCAUGGACCUCAAAGGAAGUCUUCGGACUCUGCGGCAGGAGGGAAGUUUGUAUGACUCCGGCAAAGACACCUCAGCUGUCACAUGGGAGGGAAACCUCAUGAUGCACAAAGAAAGUCCUCCUGAGAAGAACUCCUUUCUUGAAGAUCUGGAUAAGUUGGAUAGAGGGGAGAUCUUAGCAGAAGCAGAUUUCUACUCCAGUUCUCAGCCUCACUGCUCAGCAGCAGGUGCAGUGAGUGUGGACACCGUCAACAGCCAGCUGGCUCGAGUCCAGAGAAGCUACCGGCUGGAGGGCAGCGUGAGGGUCUGGUCCGACUUCCUCAGGAUCCACCUGCACCCUCGCACCAUCUCCGUCAUCCACCAGUACAACCAUGACGG
Messenger RNA from Plectropomus leopardus (leopard coralgrouper), 669 nucleotides. NCBI's taxonomy places the organism in Eukaryota, Metazoa, Chordata, Actinopteri, Perciformes, Serranidae. The record is from RefSeq and is a predicted model, not a curated record.